Molecule: messenger RNA, 963 nt
Organism: Eurypyga helias (sunbittern)
Lineage: Eukaryota; Metazoa; Chordata; Aves; Eurypygiformes; Eurypygidae
Product: F-box only protein 42-like
Exons: 8
Molecular function (GO): protein binding
Source: RefSeq, a predicted model, not a curated record
GAGGAGACAGCCAGCCACUUGGAAGAGAAGCUGGGAGUUUUUCAGGAGUGCUGGCUCAAGUGGGAGCUGGUGACCUUGAUGCAGGUCCGGCGCGCGCUGCUGCGCGAGUACCCCGGCGAUCUGCCGCAGGCGACACCGGAUGCGUUGGAAUUGGCAUUCAUUCUCCCUCCUUCCUUGGGAAGAAGUUACUGGGUUUUUGGAGGUUCAUACCCCUCACCCAAGGCCGGGGCCACGCUGGUGGUCUACAAGGACUUGCUGGUGCUGUUCGGGGGGUGGACGCGGCCGAGCCCGUACCCUCUGCACCAGCCAGAGAGGUUCUUUGAUGAAAUCCAUACGUACUCCCCCUCCAAAAACUGGUGGAACUGCAUCGUCACCACCCACGGCCCCCCUCCCAUGGCUGGGCACUCCUCCUGUGUCAUUGAAGACAAAAUGAUCGUCUUCGGGGGUUCGCUAGGAUCUCGGCAAAUGAGCAACGACGUCUGGGUGCUGGACCUCGAGCAGUGGGCUUGGUCCAAGCCCAACAUCUCUGGGCCCAGCCCUCACCCACGCGGUGGGCAGUCUCAGAUCGUAAUAGACAGCGAAACCAUUUUGAUCCUCGGGGGCUGCGGAGGUCCCAAUGCACUGUUCAAAGACGCCUGGCUGCUGCACAUGCACGCGAACCCCUGGACGUGGCAGCCGCUCAAGGUGGAGAACGAAGACCACGGAGCCCCGGAGCUGUGGUGCCAUCCCGCCUGCAGGGUGGGACAGUGUGUUGUGGUCUUCAGCCAAGCUCCCAGCGGGAGAGCCCCGCUGAGUCCCAGCCUGAACUCUCGUCCUUCUCCCAUCAGCGCCACGCCGCCCGCCCUGGUCCCCGAAACGCGGGAAUAUCGCUCUCAGUCUCCCGUCAGGAGCACGGACGAGGCUCCCUGCGUCAAUGGCCGCUGGGGCACCUUGCGACCCAGAGCGCAGCGGCAAACCCCGUCG